AUGUAUAGCAUUUCUAACAAUUUGAAUGCACAUUAUAUAUUAUGCUUCACGGAACAUGAAUGCAAUAUUUUGUUAAUUAUUUUUGGAAGUUCUUUAGAAAGUGUCAUCAGCACAUGUGAUGUGAUUGCAGCUCCCGCUCAGGUUCCUGCCGGACGGCCAAAGUACGGAGAGAUCCAGAUCAAGAACCUGAACGUUCGCUACGACAGCAGCCUGAAGCCCGUCCUGAGACACAUCAACUCUCACAUCAGACCGGGACAGAAGGUGGGAAUCUGUGGACGGACGGGAAGUGGGAAAUCCUCCUUUUCUCUGGCUCUCUUCAGAAUGCUGGACACGAUCGAGGGGCAAAUAGUCAUUGAUGGGAUUGAUAUCGCAAAGCUUCCUCUGCAGACUCUACGAUCAAAGUUUUCCAUCAUCCUGCAGGAUCCCAUUUUAUUCAGUGGAACGAUUCGGUUUAAUCUGGAUCCGGAGAGAAAGGCCACUGAUCAGAUGCUUUGGGAGGCUCUUGAGAUUGCUCAGCUCAUGCCAGUUGUUAAAGCUCUACCUGGAGGACUAGAUGCGAUGGUGACGGAAGGAGGAGAGAACUUCAGUCAGGGCCAGCGGCAGCUCUUCUGUCUCGCUCGAGCCUUCGUGAGGAAGAGCAGCAUCCUCAUCAUGGAUGAAGCUACAGCGUCUAUCGACAUGGCCACAGAGAGUAUUCUGCAGAAAGUAGUCAUGACGGCGUUUGCAGACCGAACAGUGGUUACGAUAGCAGUGAGUCCCUGCACCUCUUUAAACUAUACUAUACAAAACUACACAGCAGGGGUCUUCAGCUCUGGCCCUCGAGGUCCACUUUCCUGCAGAGUUCAGCUCCAACCUGCGAGUAACUUCCUAGUGACCCUGAAGACCAUGAUGAGCUGGUUUUAGGGUUGGAGCUGAACUCUGCAGGAAUGUGGACCUUGAGGGCCGAGUUGAGAAGCCCUGCUAUACAGCAUUUACUAAAUCUAAAGACUGUCAUCUACUCAUGCCAAUCCACAAAAACCUUAGCAACAUUCACGUUAAUAUGCUGGAUUAUAUGGAAGCUUAUUUCUGACACU
Molecule: messenger RNA, 1073 nt
Organism: Sinocyclocheilus rhinocerous
Lineage: Eukaryota; Metazoa; Chordata; Actinopteri; Cypriniformes; Cyprinidae
Product: ATP-binding cassette sub-family C member 8-like
Exons: 6
Coding region: 1-903 (300 amino acids)
Biological process (GO): transmembrane transport
Cellular component (GO): membrane
Molecular function (GO): ATP binding; ATPase-coupled transmembrane transporter activity; ATP hydrolysis activity
Source: RefSeq, a predicted model, not a curated record